AUGAAAUCGGCGCUAAAAACUAAAUAUAUUUUAUCAUCAAUAAAAAAAAUUCAUUGCCAUUUUUUGCUUCUCAUAUAUUUAUAAAUACUUAAUGUUGAUAAUUGAAGGCAUGGAGACAAUUCAAGAAGUAACAAUUAAGAAUGAAAUCAAAAACGAAAAUGAUUCAGAUAGCGAGUUCAAUAACAUGAAGUUUAAGAAAGAAUUAACUAAGAAUGAGGACUACAUUCAAGAUGAGUACAACUUGGCUUUUGUAGGCAUGAAAACAAUUCAAGAAGUAACAAUUAAGAAUGAAAUCAAAAACGAAAAUGAUUCGGAUAGCAAGUUCAAUAACAUGAAGUUUAAGAAAGAAUUAACUAAGAAUGAGGACUACAUUCAAGAUGUGAAUUAUAAUGACGUAAAGGUACUACACACAGAAGUUUUUUUUGAAGAUAUGAAAUGUGAACAAAAUUCAAAUGAAUGCAACUUAGCUCUUGAAGAUUCUUAUAAAGUUGAAGAGAGUGGAUCCAUAGAACCAGUCAAGACACCCCAGCUUCAUGAGUGUGAACAAUGUUUUAAAGUUUUUACUGCUCGCAGCAAGCUAAACAGACACUUAAAAACGCAUGCCGAAGACAAACGUAUUAAAUGCGAAAUUUGUUCAAAAACUUUUAAACAACGCAGUCAUUUUAACACCCAUCUUCAAUUGCAUUCUGAAGACAAACCAUUUAAAUGUGAGUUUUGCUCUAAACAGUUUCUAGAAAAUAAUAGGCUGAAAAUUCAUAUGCGGGUUCAUACAGGAGAAAAGCCUUAUAAAUGUGAAAUAUGUUCCAAAGAGUUCACGCUUAAAGGCAGUUUGAAAAAUCAUAUGUACACAGAUCAUACGGAACAAAAACCACUAUUUAAAUGUGAUGUCUGUUCGAAAGAGCUUAGUACAAGUGGUAGUUUGAAACGGCAUAUGCGAGUGCAUACUGGAGAAAAACCAUUUCAGUGUGACCUUUGCCCCGCUCAGUUUGCAAAUAAUUAUGCUUUGGGUAUCCACAAGCGUGCUCAUACAGGGGAACUUCCCAAAUGCGAUAUUUGUUUUAAGCAGUUUAGUGAAAAUAGUAAAUUAAAAGUACACAUGAGGACGCAUAACAGCAAAGCAUCUUUUCAAUGUGAGGUAUGUUCGCAGUCAUUUGCGGAACAUAAGAGAUUGAUAACACACAUGCGAGUGCAUACAGACGAGAAACCUUUCAAGUGUGAAAUAUGCUCAAAACAGUUUGUUACAAAUGGAAGUUUAACGAGACAUAUGCUUAUUCAUUCUGAAGAAAAACCUUUUAAAUGUGACGUUUGUUCCCGUCAAUUUACACAGAAAGUUAACUUAGAAAAACAUUGUCGUCUACAUACUAAAAGAAAAUCUACAACCUAA
This is a messenger RNA of Diabrotica balteata, 1384 nucleotides long. NCBI's taxonomy places the organism in Eukaryota, Metazoa, Arthropoda, Insecta, Coleoptera, Chrysomelidae. The record is from the annotation of a GenBank genome assembly.